AUGCCAUCACGACUUGCGCGAUCCGCAACCAUUUCCAGGUCUCCGGAAGAAGCAAGAAAACGUGUAAUCCAACUCUACCGAGACUGGUACCGAUCCGCUCCCGAAAUUGUCACAAUAUACUCUCUCAACAUGUCCCCCGCCUAUGUGCGGCACCAAAUCCGCAAGAAAUUCGAACGCAACCGCCAUGUGACGGACGCACGGGCGAUUGACGUUCUCCUUUUGAAGAGUCGUCAGGAUUUUCAGGAGACAUUGAACAUUUGGAAGAUGGCUGAUCAUGUUAAUGGAAUCUUGUUAAAUGAUACAGAUCGGCCGCAGAGGACAUUUUUGCAGAAGUUUUACGAAGGGAGAGACGAAGAUGCUGUCAGGCCAGCCGCUUCUGGGGUUAUAUAG
Messenger RNA from Marasmius oreades (fairy-ring Marasmius), 390 nucleotides. RefSeq lists its product as uncharacterized. Bases 1 to 390 code for a protein of 129 amino acids. The transcript is spliced from 3 exons. Gene Ontology annotation, biological process: response to oxidative stress. Lineage: Eukaryota; Fungi; Basidiomycota; Agaricomycetes; Agaricales; Marasmiaceae. The record is from RefSeq and is a predicted model, not a curated record.